AUGCCAGUCAACGGCGAUGUGCAGGCUCAUGGCGAGGGCCAAGCUCAGGGCAGCGCCAGUGGCCAUCAAACCUCAUAUGAGUACAACUUUCUCAAGCGCAAAUAUGAGACGCAAGUGGAGCUAGCGGCGCCACUGCAAGAGCACUACGAGCCGAACCAGGCGCAUCUGCAUCUAAAUCCCUGGAAGAAGCGCCACUUGGACUACGAUGGCGAUAUGUGUUUUCAGCUGCAGCUGGACACGGGCACAGCGGCGUCCACAGUGGGCGCCACCACAACAGUUGGCGCUGCCUUUAUCAACGAUCUAUUUGCCUACGACAGCAGCCUGCUGGUGCCGGCGGCCUCCUACUGUGCCCCGCCAGCGGCAGCAACCAGCACAGCGCCCAUGGAGGCGGACACCGUGGGCUGGCAGCCAGGCGAGCUGCUCGAGCUCGAUCAUCGCUACAAUUCAGCGCUGCAAACGGAGCUGCAGCAACUGAAUGCCACAUUGCCGCCGCCACAGCAGCAGCAGCAGCAGCAGCAACAACAACAACAACAGCAGCAGCAACAAUUGUCGCUGUCCAGCAGCAAUUUCUUGAUGCCCAUUGCUCAGAAGCCGCUGCCGCGUCAGAUUGCUGCGGGCCGACGCACUUCGCCCGCCAACAGCCACGAGUCCGAGCCAGACUUUGAGGAUAAGAAUCUAUCUUGGCUGCUCAACUUCAAGUUCGAUGAGUUUCCGCAUCUGUCGCCCGAUGUUGGCAGCAGCGCUGCUCGCCACAGCAAUGCUGGCAAUUGUGCUGGCUUAGAGGCGGCCACGCCCACAGCUGCUGCCAGCAUGAACAGCUCAUCGCCCUGUCACGCUGCCUCGCCCGCUUCCGUCUCUGCCUCCGCAUCCAAUUCGAAUCAUUCGCUCAACUCCGCUCAGAGUCAGAGCCAGAGCACGCUGCUGGAGCCGCGCAGCUCGCCCAAGAGUUGCAACAGCCACGCCCAGGCAACAACAGCAACUGCCACAACGCCCACUAAAGCGGGUCGCAAGUUCGAGGAGCUAGUCAUGGAGGUCACAUCCGAGAUGGAUGGCAGCGAUAUGAUUGUUGCCGAGCACGUUGUCGUCGAGGACACCAAAUCCAAGGCGCCAAAGAAACCACCGUUCACAUACACUGAGCUCAUCGAAUACGCCCUGGAGGACAAGGGUGAGCUAACGGUGUCGGGCAUAUACCAAUGGAUAUCCGAUCGCUUUCCAUAUUACAAAUCAAACGAUGACCGCUGGAAGAACUCGGUGCGACAUAAUCUAUCCAUUAAUCCACAUUUUCGCAAGGGCGUGAAGGCACCCCAAGGCGCCGGACACUUGUGGGCCAUAUCGAGCGGAGAUUCAGCCGAAAAUGUGCUCGCCUGGGAACAUAAAAAGCAGCGCUUGGAUUUGUUCUUCAAAAUGGAGUCAAUUAAUCGUGAGCGCAUACAGCAGCAUCAGCAGCAAAUGCAGCAGCAGCAGCAGCAACAGCAGCAGCAACAGCAACAACAACAGCAGCAGCAACAGCUUUGUAGCUCACCGCAGCAGCAGCAGCAACAAGCAGUUUAUGAUGAAGCUGCUGCUGCUGCAGCUGCACUUACGCAGGAAAUGUUGCAACAAGCAGCGCAUGAUGUGACAACAAGCACAACACAAUCCCAGCAACAUCAGCAGCAGCAGCAACAGCAGCAGCAACGCUUGCUGCCCUUUAGCGAUCUGUUAAGCGAUGAGGAGCUACGCAAGACAGCUGGACAAAUACUCAAUGGCAUACAUCGUGAGGUGGAGGUGCAGUCGGUCAACUCCAUUAUCAGCACCUAUCAGGAUGUGCUGCUUGACAAUGACUAUCUCAAUCCUAUACACAAGGACGUGGUGGUAACGGAAAGUGGCCUGCGGCAACAACAGCACAGCAGUGGGAGCAGCAGCAGCCACUUGGGCAGCAGCUUGAGCCACUCGCAGUACUACAUAACCGAAAUCGAUCCCAUGGAGCUGGGCAUACAGAUGUCGCAUCAGGUGGAGCCGUCCGAGGAGGAAGUGCUCUUCAGCGAUGACUUCAAUCUCAACUAUUUUGGCUAUAAUCCCGGCAGCGAUAUUGUCGCUUGACCAAUGCGCUCCAAGCCGCCAGCGCCAGCGCACGAUGCAGCUGCUGCGCCCCCAGCGUACUCAUAAGCCAAUAACUAA
Drosophila busckii is the source of this 2157-nucleotide messenger RNA. RefSeq names its product alpha-protein kinase 1 (gene fd3F). Lineage: Eukaryota; Metazoa; Arthropoda; Insecta; Diptera; Drosophilidae. Gene Ontology annotation, molecular function: DNA-binding transcription factor activity; cis-regulatory region sequence-specific DNA binding. The transcript is spliced from 5 exons. The record is from RefSeq and is a predicted model, not a curated record. Bases 1 to 2079 code for a protein of 692 amino acids. Gene Ontology annotation, biological process: regulation of DNA-templated transcription. Gene Ontology annotation, cellular component: nucleus.